Podospora pseudopauciseta is the source of this 281-nucleotide messenger RNA. RefSeq lists its product as uncharacterized. The transcript is spliced from 2 exons. The coding region runs from base 1 to 237 and encodes 78 amino acids. The record is from RefSeq and is a predicted model, not a curated record. NCBI's taxonomy places the organism in Eukaryota, Fungi, Ascomycota, Sordariomycetes, Sordariales, Podosporaceae.
AUGGGAUGGAGCAAAGCAUAUGUUGGAGACGGAGAUCAUUCCUUGUUGUCUUUUCUCCCCAUGGCCAUAUUUGGUCCUUUGAGUUUGGCUUGCUGGAUUUAUGCCAUGCUCUAUGACGCCAUGUUCGACGUUGUCUUGGCUGUUUGUGAGCAUGGACCCGGGACUAUACCAUCUGCAAGAGUACUCUGGGUGGAAGGUAAACUGGUGUUGCUCACAACUGCUUCAAAAAAUAGAUGAUAAGGACCUUUUAUGUAGUCUCUGAAAACAAACGCAAUGCUGAC